Molecule: messenger RNA, 2533 nt
Organism: Manihot esculenta (cassava)
Lineage: Eukaryota; Viridiplantae; Streptophyta; Magnoliopsida; Malpighiales; Euphorbiaceae
Exons: 1
Coding region: 833-1399 (188 amino acids)
Source: RefSeq, a predicted model, not a curated record
UUCUACUGAAUACUUGUAAAAACUUUUAGUUUUAGUAGUAAUGAAAAUCUUCAAUGAUUUUAGUUGAGUGAAACCUUACCUUGUGCACAAAUAAUGUUUUUGCUUAUGAUAAACUAAUUUCCAUUCAAGAUGGAAAACCAUUUAUACUGUUUCUAUUCAAAGUCCAAAGCCCAGUCCUAUAUUUUGGGACAGUCUAACCAGCUGGGCUUUGGGCUGAGUGAGGUCUCUGCUCCCUGUACCCUGCAGGCUUUGAUAGUGGAAAAUGGCUAGAGCCUUUAUAUAUUAUGAUUUUGGUGCAUAUAUAUACCAAAAUGCUGAGUGGACUUACUCGAUAAUAAUAAUAGGACUUGGUAGUAUUUGAAUGAAUAAUUAAUAACAAGAUACAAACUCCUUCUAAUACAUCCAAUAAACUAAUAGUUAAUCCUCGUCACGGGAUACGUAUAAAGUUUGUCCUUAGUUUACUUUAGCAUAUUAUCUUGUCGCAGAUUUUAGAGGCCUAGCAGCCGAAAAUGCAAAUGCUCUACUACUGAAACUUUGAAUUUAGCCGCUCAUGAAAUGUCGUUUCUUGCUCAAAUUCAAUCCCCUUUACCUACCUUAGCAUUCUAUUCUUUUGCCCUUAGCUUUGGAUCACCUCGAGAAUUUAGUUAAAUAAUUCUCACAAUGGUAUACUAUCACAUGCCGCCGAUCAACAUUUUGAAAAAAGUAGUACAAUUGCAUCGUCUCUUCUGUCAUCACUUCUCCUUGUCUUUCUUCCACUUGUUUCUGCUUAGAUUCCUCAGUAUUUAUAAAUGUCAACUUAAGCUUUUUGGUUGGAGAGUGGAUCAAAAUUAUCAUGGGGAAUUGCUCUGUAAAAGGGGUAACUGAAGAUUGUCCUAAUGAUAUCCGGAUAUUCACAGACUCCGACCGCAUUAUAGGGCUCAAAGGUCCUAAACUAGCUAAAGAUGUCCUUGAUGGAUACCCAGGAUAUGGCAUUUUUAGGCAGGGAAAUGCCUCGUCUCCACUGUCUAGCUAUGAGUACCUUAUUGGUGGCCAAUUUUACUACCUUCUUCCACUUCAGGAGAUGCCAAUGCCUGUAGGGGUUUCAAGGAAGCAACGUACGAGGUUUCUUGAUGGGUUCGAGUCACCUAAGAUUUCAUAUGCGGCACCAUUAGUGGAUUUAGAAGGGGCUGAAGAGAAUGGACCGGCUGUCAAGGUCCUGCCGUCGCAAGGGGAUGGAGUUUGGAAAGUGAAGUUGGUGAUCAAUCCCAAGCAAUUGGAGGAAAUUUUAUCGGAGCAGGGGAAUACUGAAGCCUUGAUUGAGAAGAUGAGAAUGGCUGCAAGCUCCGCUACUCUGGAACCCAGAAGGAGCAAGAGCUCUUGGGGAUUGGCUUGGAAGCCUUGUCUCUCUAGUGUAUUCUAAGGUUUCUCCCAUUGAUGGGGCCAAAGAAAAAGCCUAAUGUUACUUUCUGUAUAAUGUUAGGAUACUAGGGGAAUUAUCUCUCCAAGUAUUGUGCAUGUAAAUAUGCGAAUUAGCUAUGGUGGUAGUUGUAAUGAUUAAUUAAAAAAGCUUCAUGCCUUUUAAGUCUAAAAAAAAAAAUGUUUUUGAAGCAUGCGUGGGUGUUAUGAGCAGUUUGAGACUUGGGAAUUCUUUUAUUAGGCUGUUGUAGAAGCCGAAUUUGAGAGCUUGAAGCCUGUGUCUCAGAGGCUAGCUGUGUGCUUGGUAAAGUUUCAGAGGGAAAAAUGCACUCACCCCAUCCAUGGAAGCCGCUAGGUAGAUCCUGCCGGCUGCCAGGUUUUCAGGUUGGAUAUGAAUUUCUGAACCAGAUUAGAACCGAGAAUAUUAAGAAUCAGGCUCAUUCUCCUUUCUCCAAAACCAUGAAUUGGAUUACACUGAAAAACCAAUGGCUCGACAACAGUUCUAUCUAAUUCAUUCGCCUCUUGGAAUCGAAAAACAAUUUCGAUAAUCAGAAGCAAGCGCCACAGAUGUUAUAGGUACUCAUGCAAUUGAGCGUUGUACACCCUUAAUUUCCAGGAUUUUUAUUUGCAGUAAUUUGUAAUAGCCAACCACCAUUGUGGCAAUAAUAACAAAUUACGAGGUGUAGCUCAAGAUACCUUGUGACAGCCGGAGAUCAACUGUGAAUCCAACUCAUUGUUUCCUUUCAUGCAUCUAUAUGGAUAUGUAUCUCUAGAAGUAGAACCAUGGUUUCUAGUUUUAUUUAUUUGUGUUUUCCUAUUACCUGCUUAACUUCGGUAUAAUAGUAAUAUGAACGGAAAACUGAGAUAGUCUCAACAUGGAAAAAGUUCUGAAAUAAGUUCAAAAAAGAAAUGGAAACAGACAAAACAAACAUUACGUUAAUUUGAGGUUGUCCUUCCAAGAACAUACCAGCAGUUGUAAAUCCUCUUGAGGCAUUACAAUUACAGGAAAGCAGCAUCAUGUAUCUGCUUAACUGUAUAUCACUUUACAACCAGCAGCAAAAUCAAAGGUCCAAAAUACGGUAUCAUCCUCAAGAGAGGUCCAAAAUAUGGUAUCAUUCUCAAGAGAGGUCCAAAGUUU